GAUAAACAAUUUAUUUGAAAGUGGAUUUGGCGGGGGGGGGGGAGGGGGAGAGAUGAUAGGAAGGCAGUUGAUUCUUUUGUUUUAUUGAAGGCAUUUCGGCCAAGGUGGCAAUGGGAUAUUAACGUAUAUGCUUGACACAUUGGCUCGUCUGUGCCUUCAUUAAAUACCUUAUGAUCCAAGCAAUGUUGUCGAUACUAACAAGAAGUCCAGUGGUUUGUUUGACCAGAAACUAUUCCGUCUGUUUGGGGGACUGAUCAUAUCUGUACACACAUCUUUCUUUAUAUUAAAGAAGGAAAAGAAAUUGGUUAUUCCUUGACACUAAAGAUAUUAACUUUUUGAGAAAAAAAUUUUUUUUACAUACCUAUAAUUUUAACACUAAAAAUGUGAAGGAUGUGUGUGUGUGAGAGAGAAUUAAACAAAGGAGAGUUCAACUUCAUUUACCCAAAGAACAAGAUAGUUUGUAAAUAUGCAAGAGAACAUUUCAACCAACUCAAGUGGACUGACUAUACACAACACUGGAUGUCUUUCUGUGCAAUGCCAACCAUUAAUUUAAUAUUUUUUAAAACAAUGUUUUAUGUCAAAGAAAUGACAGUUUGCUUGGAUCGGCAUUCUGCUCUGAAUUUAAUAGUGCUGAUGGGGGGGGGGGGGUGUUAUAUAUUGAUACCCUCAUUUGUCUUGUGCUUUGACCUUUUUUUUUUUGUGGGUGAGUUACGACCUGAUUAAAAUUAAGAAAACAAAGUAAAACAUUUUCCAACUCAUGAAAUGCUAAAUAACAAUGACUAUUCUAAAGGGUAGAUGUACAACUAGUCUCCAUGCAUUAUACGGUACCUGUACCAAAAAGGAAAUAAAUGAUCAAUUCAAAUCUUAAAAACUUGGGCACACGCCUUUAUUUAUUCAAAAGUUAUUGUACUUUAUACUUCAUUUAUAAUUUGUUGGGCUUUUUUUUACUUGCAAGUGUCGAGCACUUAACUAAUUUGUGUUGAGUUAAACAUUAACCCUUGAAAAGUGCCUCUCAGUUAUCUGAUUAUGAUCGAACAAAGUCACCACUCACGGCAGUGUUGUUUACGGCAAUCCAAGUUUACAAAAUUUAAUUUUAUUUAUAAGACUCAACAACCAACUUCUGGUGUCUUCACAAUACAAAAUUGGAACUGAGAUUGGGUGUUCAAGUACAUCGACUGAUGUUUUAAAAGUAUACAAGUAUAUAUAAAAUUAAAUCUUUUUUUUUUUUUUUAAAGGCAUUAAAUAAAUGUUAAGUGAAAUGAAAAUCCUUUUGAGGUGAUAGAUGUAAAUUUAGGUAUGGAGGGAAUGGGAACUAUUUCUUUUUUGACCGUAAAUUGGAACUGAGAUUGGGUGUUCAAGUACAUCGACUGAUGUUUUAAAAGUAUACAAGUAUAUAUAAAAUUAAAUCUUUUUUUUUUUUUUUUAAAGGCAUUAAAUAAAUGUUAAGUGAAAUGAAAAUCCUUUUGAGGUGAUAGAUGUAAAUUUCGGUAUGGAGGGAAUGGGAACUAUUUCUUUCUUGACCGCAGGAGGAAGAGAGUUGAUUUGAGCGAAGGGACAAAAAGGCGUGCACCCCCCAAAGUCUUUCAAAUGAAUGCAGUGGUGCUUUGAACCAUUUGGUCUGCCUCUAUCUGGCCAAUAUCAUUGUGCUCUGAUUGACACAAGCAAUGUUGGGAUUUUUUCAUUAUGUCAGAAUGAAUGUUUCAGUAUGCUAAUUAAUAAUGAAGCUUUUAAUAAAUUCUCCUCUGUAGAUCAAUAGUUUGUUUGCCCUAUUCAUUUGUAUAAAAUAUGAACCUGC
This is a messenger RNA of Lymnaea stagnalis (great pond snail), 1795 nucleotides long. The record is from the annotation of a GenBank genome assembly. NCBI's taxonomy places the organism in Eukaryota, Metazoa, Mollusca, Gastropoda, Lymnaeidae.